AUGUCAGAUAGUUUAUAUUUGAUAGAAAUUCUUAUACAAGAAGUUGUAUGCGACAAUGAAGAAAUUGAUAAGUCAAAUGUAUGCGUUGACGUCGAACUAGGACAAAUAGCUAAUUUUUCAAUACAAUUAAAAGAAAAGCCUGAUAUAUUUAACAUGACUCUGGUCAAUCCUGGCAAAUCAUACUUAUUUCCUGCUUCACCUUAUGUACUCAAACAUCAGUUACCGCAAUCGAAGAUUUCCUUCACCAUCAAACGACCGUUUAAUAAUAAGGAUAUAAAUAAGACUAAUGUAUUUCAAAUAUUAGGAUCAACAUCGAUGGAUUGGCCAAUUUCAUUUCGAAAGUUAGCCGAAUAUUCCGAAAAAUUUAAUAAUCUACCACCAGAGACUGUAAAUGAAAAAUUAAUUUAUGAAGAUGAAGGGUAUGGGCAUUCUGGCCAUAUAAAAUUAUUCAUGCGUUUUUCAUGUUUUGGACAUGAUAUACAAACACCGUAUCAAGUGGUACAGACAAAGGAUGAAGCAAUGUCAUAUUUGUUUAAAGGAUCAAAAGUUCCUGCACCAUUUAGGACUCCAGAAUAUGGUCAAGGUGGCCAAAAAGAUUUAUUACCAGUGGGUCCAUUAUUUAUCAAUGAAGACAGUUUUAAAAAACCAUCAAAUUACUCAUUAGAUUUAACUAAAAGUGAAAUUGAAUCAGAGUUAUGUGACAAAGACGACUGUAUAGCCGCGUACAAAUUUAAAGAACAUGGUAUCGGACCAUUGAGUAAAAAGAAAAAAGAAAUUAUUUCACCAUGUGGGGGUAAAACAUGUCCAUAUGCACACGAAAUUGAUGAUCCACCUUGCAUUGGUCAUCGAAAAUGUAAACUAUAUACUCCUCAACGUAAUAAAAUGCAACCAAACUUUUCUAAACUUUGUAAUCAUUCGGAUGAACAUGGAUUGAACGAUGAAAAUAAAAAACCGGCAACACCGCCUCCAGUAGAUCAAGCAUUAUUUAAGCCAUAUAUUAUAACACCCAGAAAAAAUUAUCAACGCUUUUCAUCACCUCGUAUUACUGAAAGAGCACAGUAUAAUGCCGUCAACCCAUACAGAAAUGAAUCUACUCACAGUGCGGAUAAAAAAUUUUCCAAAGUAAUCUCAGGAGAUACAAAAAGUUGUAACAGCCAUGCAUGUAAGACCAGGUGCAAUAUUCCAAAACGAAAUCCUUGUUGCCAUAAUGGACAUUUAUGUGCUGGAGGCGAUGAAAACGGAUGUUGCCAACAAAAAUGCACAGUUAAGACUCAAACUCCCGAAAAACCAGUAUGUGGUAAACAAAAAUGUAACAACAAACCAAAACCUUGCUUUUGUAAACCUCUUUGUCACGUUACACCAUGCAAAGGUACCGUACCACAUUCAAAUUGUGUGAAGACACCACUGUGUGGCAUGGCGCCUUGUGGAACAUCACCAUGCAGGACAUCGCCAUGCAGAACACCAGCUUUACCUUGUGGUACAAUGCCUUGUGGCAUACCACAAUGUGAAUGGAGUUUACCUCCUUGUAUUGAAACUUUUUGUGUAUCCCCAACGAUUUGUCCAGAUUGUGGUGGUUAUUCACGUUCUGGUAAAACAUGUAAGGAUUUAAAAAAAGAUUUGAAGACAGAAACUGAUGAUUAUAAUUUAAGAGUUGAGAAUUUGAAAUGUCUCUGUAAAUCUACACCAGAUCUGCGAUUUAGAAAGGAAUGUAGUAAAAUUGAAAGUUUUAAUAAUCAGAUUUCAACACAAACUGAACCAAAUCUAAUUCAAAAGAAUAGUAUUGUAAAAUUACAAGCUAAAACAUCGACCGAUUCUACAACGAAUGGUAGUAAAACUACGAAUACUUCAUCAAGCAAAACUACUUCUAGUAAUAAUAAAUACAAUACAACUACUAAAGUCAAAGAUAUUGCAUGUGAAAUGAAACCACCAUUUGAACGAUUAAAAAGUGGUGCAGAGUUACCAGCUGGAGAUUCGCAGAAUACUACCUACAAUAAUUUAAUUCGUGAUAUGAAACGACGAAAACGAGCUCUAGUUUAUGAUAUUGGUAAUAAUUAUCCUGGUAAUCGAAUUGGUCAUAAGACAUGCAUAUGUAAAAUACCUCAAUGUCCAAGUAAAAAGGGUUGGGAAUGGUCACCAGAGCCUGCAUUACCCCCUUUUAAGCCAAGAAAAGAAUAUAAGCCUGGAUUUAUACCAAAAGAUAUUCAGGAAUCAAUAAAUCUAGCAAGAGAAAUGCAUGGUUUACCCGUUAUAAAUCCAGUAGGCGCACCCAAAAAGAAAAGAAGAAGAGGUAAAUCUGGUAGUAGUAGAUUGACUACUGCUAUUGCAGAUGACGAAGACGAGGGCGAUGAUGAGUACGAAGUGGAAGAGAAAAACACACUAACGUUUCAACGUAAAGAUGGCACAUAUUACAUUAAAAUGAAUCCUUUACGUGAUCCAAAAACAGUUAAAGAUAAUGAGGAUCCAUACAUUCACUGUCCACCAAUCGAAUUCACAUAUACAAAAGAUCCAUUAAAGAAAUUGAUGCUAAGUGAAAACACAUGUGAUUGUUGUACAUGCGAAGAAGAUGAAAAUAGUGAAAAUGAUGAAUUAAAUAUUGAUUUUUCACCACCGAUGGGUAUUAUUGAGAUGGAACGAAUGAAAAAACAACCAAAUGUUGUUCAUUUUUGGACACAGUAUGACGAAUCGGAUGUCGGUGGAAUACGUUCUCCAAAGCAAGGAAGCAAGCGAAAAGGAAAAUAA
Molecule: messenger RNA, 2739 nt
Organism: Chrysoperla carnea
Lineage: Eukaryota; Metazoa; Arthropoda; Insecta; Neuroptera; Chrysopidae
Exons: 6
Coding region: 1-2739 (912 amino acids)
Source: RefSeq, a predicted model, not a curated record